AUGAGCGGAACUGGGUUAAACUUGGCUUCUCUCAAGGACAAGGUUUCAUCGAAACUGAAAGAGAACCAGAAGCAACCGAAGAACGGUAAGAAAGCUCCAAAAAAGCAGUCCAAACAGCGUGGGAAGGAUGCUGAAAAGGGCACAAACAGCGCGGCUACUACUUCAAGCGACAAGCAGAGUACGCCCCAGGAUGGUGCCGCGAAAGACAGCGCCGACGACGUACUCCGCCGCGAGGCUUUAGCGCUCGGCGCUUCGGAGAAGGACCUGGAGCUAGUUGCUGGUCUGUCCGACGAUGAUAACGCCAGUGAGCAGGAGUUCGGCAACGCCAAGCAGGACAAUGACACCGCUUUCAACGACGAGUUUCAUAAGUUUUUGAAGAGCGCUGGCAUCGAAGGUGCGCCAGUUCCAGAGGACGUCGACGACGCCGAGGUGGAGCAGGUUGAAGAAGAACAGGUCGAAGAAGAACAGGCCGAAGAAGAUGAGGAAGAGAAAGAGGAAGAGAAAGAGGAAGAACAGAAAGAAGAGCAAAUCAAGAAGCCCACCGCCAAUGUUACCAAAGCUGCUCCCGCUGAACAAGAAGAGGACAAGGAUGACGAAGUUCCACAGCUGAGCGACGACUUGUCCGAGAGUGAACAAUCAGAGGUGGAGGAUGCGGAUGGCCCGUUUCUUAGUCAAGACUCCGAGCCUGAAACCGAGGAAAAAAAGGAAGACAAGAACCUAGUCUCUCAGACCCACAUGGUCAGCUCGGAUAAGCUGCUUUUGCCAUCGGACGUUACCUGGUACCAGAUCCCUCUUGACGCUGAAGCGUACCAAAAAAACGAUCCUUUGCCAGCAGACAAAGUUGACGCCCUUUUCCAGAGAGGCAAAGAUGCAUUGGAGGCAGACAACAGCUUAUACUAUGACGAGUUUACCAAGAACUCAUCGCAGAGAAAGUUUAUGUCCCAGAUCUUGUCGGAUGGUACCCUUAACGAUAAAAUAUCUGCAUUGACGCUGCUCAUCCAAGAGUCUCCACUGCACAACACCAAAUCGCUUGAUACACUGGUUUCCUACUGUGACAAGAAAAGCAGAAAUUCGGCGCUCCAGAGUCUGGGCGCCUUGAAGGAUCUGUUGCUGAAUGGCCUCUUGCCCGACAGAAAGCUCAGAUACUUCAAAAACCAGAACCUCUCUAUGAUGCUGAACAAGAAGACUCUGGCACUUUUCUACUUCGAGGACUACUUGAAGAACCUGUUCUUCAAGGUGUUGCAGGUCAUGGAGAAGCUCUCUCACGACCCCAUCAUCUACGUGCGUAUGCAGAUCAUAACGCACAUAUUCGACCUGCUGACAGCCAAGCCAGAGCAGGAGUUCAACCUGCUGCGGCUGGGUGUCAACAAGCUGGGUGAUAUUGACAAGAAGGUCUCCUCCAAGACCUCGUUCCAACUGCUGAAACUGGAGCAGGCGCAUCCCAACAUGAAAUCGGUCAUCCUGGACGCUACGGUUGACGUCGCGCUGAGACCCAGCGCUGACUACCACACCACGUACUACGCUGUGCUCACGCUGAACCAGACAAUUUUGAAGAGAUCUGAGGAGGACGUCGCCAACCAGCUGAUAAAGACGUACUUUACGCUUUUCGAGAAGUACCUGCUGGUAACAGACUCCUCGAACGUGGAGAAGGGCGACCACGCGCCCAAAAACAAGGACGCCUCGUACGAGAAAAAGAGAAAGAAGAACUUCAAGCGCGGUAAGAAGGGCGGGAAGUCGGUCCAGAACGACAAGUCCGAGAAGGACGUGAUCGACGAGAAAAACUCCAAGCUUUUCUCAGCGAUCAUCACAGGCCUGAACCGCGCGCUGCCUUUCUCUAACAUGCCCGCGACCGUGUACGAGACCCACCUCGACACGCUGUUCCAGAUCACGCAUUCCUCGAACUUCAACACCGCCGUGCAGGCGCUCGUGCUCAUCCACCAGGUCACGGCGCGCGCCCAGCUCAACGGCGACAGAUACUACCGUACGCUGUACGAGAGUUUGCUGGACGCGCGCCUGGUCACGUCCUCGAAACAGGGUAUCUACUUGAACCUGCUAUACAAGUCGCUGAAGAGCGACACCCACGUGGCGCGCGUCGAGGCGUUUGUGAAGAGAAUCCUACAGGUGUGCACCAACUGGCUGAACGUGGGCGCGAUCUCCGGUAUGCUCUUCCUGCUGCUGCAGCUGGCCAAGACCGUGCCACAGAUCAAGAACCUGCUGACCAACACUCCCGCGGACGCCGAGUACGCCUCGGACGCGGAGGAAGGCGCCGAAGGCGCCGACGCCAGCGACGCGGCGUCCUACGACCCACGCAAGAGAGACCCCAAAUUCGCAAACGCGGACCAGACCUCGCUGUGGGAGGUUGCCAGCUUCCUGGACCACUACCACCCUACGGUGCAGAGCUACGCUGCGGCGUUCGUGGAGGGCUCCGACGAGGUCACGAAGCCGGACCUGGGCCUCUACACCCUGGCACACUUCCUGGACCGCUUUGUGUACCGUAAUGCCAAGCAGAAGCCCUCGACACGUGGUUCGUCGAUUAUGCAGCCCUUGGGCGGCGCACACACUGGCGCGCUAAUUGUGCGCGCCUCAGACGCGCACGCGACGGGCGCCGACGAGGUGCCCGCCAACACACAGGACUGGCUUGCUAAGCGCGCCUCCGAGGUAACCCCAGACGAGCGCUUCUUCCACCAGUAUUUUUCCACCAAGCAGACCGCUAUCAAGCGCUCUGAGAACAGCAAGAUCGGAGCCGCGGCGCGCGGCGCGUUCGACGAGGAAAGCGACCUGGACGAGGACGAGGUGUGGGACGCGCUGGUCAAGUCGCGGCCCGAGGUCGAGGACGACGGCGAGUCGGACAUGUCGAUGGACGAUUUGUCGAUGGGCGACAUGUCGUCGUCGGACGACGAAUCCGACGCCGAGGACGCAGCCGAGGACGCAGCCGAGGACUCCGACUCGGACGCCGCCGCCAAGCCCGCCGCCGCCGACUCGGACCCUGCUGCAGCGAGCAGCGACGACGACAAUGCCGAUGACGUUUUCUACAGCUUCGCAGACGACAGCGCGCACGACGCGGCCAGCGGCAAGAAGCGCGCACGUGAUGCAGACGACAGCGACGACAGCGCUGAUGACGCGGCCCUGGCCGCAGCGUUUGACGGCGAGUCCGCUUCCGAUUCUGACUCUGAAUCCGGCCCGGAUCAGACUGACGCGCGCGGCCCUGCGCAGCGCUUGUCACGCAAGAAGCUCAAGAGCCUUCCCGUUUUCGCGUCCGCCUCUGACUACGCGCAGUACUUAGACUCGGACUCAGAACAAUGA
Molecule: messenger RNA, 3303 nt
Organism: Lachancea thermotolerans CBS 6340
Lineage: Eukaryota; Fungi; Ascomycota; Saccharomycetes; Saccharomycetales; Saccharomycetaceae
Gene: MAK21
Product: RNA-binding ribosome biosynthesis protein MAK21
Exons: 1
Coding region: 1-3303 (1100 amino acids)
Cellular component (GO): nucleus
Source: RefSeq, a predicted model, not a curated record